Molecule: messenger RNA, 1260 nt
Organism: Cladocopium goreaui
Lineage: Eukaryota; Dinophyceae; Suessiales; Symbiodiniaceae
Source: the annotation of a GenBank genome assembly
GCGGUAGUUCCCUGCAACGCCCGUCUCCGCCUCAUCAUGGACGGUUGGAAACCGCUGGUUGACCAUGCUUUUUGAGCAUCAUGGGAAGCCGCUUUGGUGUGAGGUGUCAGGGUGUGGCGCGCGCUGCACACUGGUCUCGAAGCUUCAGCUCCCGAGCGAAGCUCCUUGAAAGCUAUCGCAGUCAGGUUGAUGCGGGCAAAUUGGAGAAAGAUGGCCUGCAACAGCGUGUGGUGGGCUUUCUUGCUGAUUCGCUCGACAAGGCGCUUCAGCGUCCACUGGAGGAGACCGUGGAGCCCGGCUUUGCCGGGCGGCGCGGUUGGAUCCUCCCGCAGGAGACCUUAGGUAUUUCCAGCUCCGCCGCCGCCGAGCACCGCUUGGCCGCGGAGUGGACGGCGAAACUCGCGGCGGAGAACCGGCGCAAGCUGCAAGGAGGAUCUGAGACCAAGGUCCUACCAGCAGCCACUGUUGCGAAGGAGUCCGGUACAGAAGAAAAAUCACAGGUGGAGGUGCCAAAUUUGAGCAUGAAGAGCGGUGUUUAUCUGCACGGUCCAGUUGGAACUGGCAAGACGAUGUUAAUGAACCUCUUUGAUGAGCAUUCACGAGAGGCAGGGCUCAGAACUUCGAGGCAGCACUUUUAUGAGUUCAUGAUCAGUCUCCAUCAACAGAUCCACCAGAUCCAAGAAGAGCGGCCCGUGGAGGUGGCGGCCAAUUCGCUAAGUGACGACCUGGACGUCUUGUGCUUUGACGAGUUUCAAAUCACCGACAUUCAGGACGCCGCCAUCCUUCCUCGACUCUUUGAGAUCCUUUUCCUGCGCGGUGUUACGGUGGUCAUGACCUCCAACACGGCGCCACAGCUGCUCUACAGCGGCGGGCUGAAUCGACACGUUCACCUGCCUGCCUUCGUCCGCCUCGUCGGAGAUCACUGUACCGUGCUGGGCCUGGGCGCCAAGUCGGUGGAUUAUCGCCGAAAAGCCGAAGCAGAGGAGUUGCAGUCCUCCGACGUUCUGGAUAGCUUUUUGGUGGGCGAAGAGGGCAACCAAGAAUUGGAGUCCAGAUGGCAGGAAUGGCUGAAGCAGGCGGGACCUGAAGAGGAAGUCUUCGUCGAGCUUCCAAUGGGUCGGCGCUUCCUGAUCCGCAGGGCUUCAGGCUCCGCGUGUUUCUUGGACUUUGCGGAGCUGUGUGGCGGAGACCGUGGGGAGGCUGACUUCAUGGCCUUGGCCCAGCGCUUUCAGAGCAUCUUCCUGUGCAGCGUUCCAAGGU